UCAUUAAUAUUCGUUUGAUAUUCAUCAGAUGACAGCUACUAUAGAUCCAAAUCAUAGUGUGAAACAUUGACACUUCUAUAAAUUGACAAAAAUUAGACAUAACUUAAAGGCAAGGGCUCAUUAUUGAGUAGAAGAAAUGGAGGAGAAGAAGCUACCUAGUUUAGCUCUUGGGCUGUUGCUGCUGCUGAUGUUGUGGUUUAUGAUUUCUCUGGGAAUGGCAUGUCCUUCAGAUGGCAGUGGAUGUAAAGAAUGCAUCGUCAACCAGAUGAUGUAUGGAUGCCCGUCAUGUGUGCCACUGCUACGGUGCAUGGCACGGUGCUUGUGGAGUGGCACAUGUAGGUCCGACUGUAUCAAGAGGUGUGACUGCGGUGGUGGGAAGCCAAGCCUUUCUGACUGCAAGAAAUGCAUGUCAAGGUGCAAGUGCAGUUGCAUGGCAUAAACAGUCUCAACCAAGUAUCUUCCCACUACCCAUUAUCUAUUUAUGCAUAAAACUAGCAUUUAGAACUUGUCACUCUGAAUCUUUUACCCUGAUGUUCAAUUGCACAAGCAACUCCUGUUUUAUGCAGAGAUAGCACCAUCCAUGGUGAAUCAUAACAUAUUUACCAAUAUCAAUGAUGAUCAUCAUAUAUGUAUCUUUUAUCAAUAAAAAAAUUUGCUUAUAAAAAAAUUGCUUUACC
This is a messenger RNA of Rubroshorea leprosula, 677 nucleotides long. The record is from the annotation of a GenBank genome assembly. NCBI's taxonomy places the organism in Eukaryota, Viridiplantae, Streptophyta, Magnoliopsida, Malvales, Dipterocarpaceae.